GGAGCAGGGGGCUACGGGUGGGCGGGCGUCCGCCUUCGCCUGCGUCGCUGCCUGCGCGCGGGCCGCCGUCCCCGGGCGUGUGAGAGCCGGCAGCUCGGCCGACUGGGCCCGGAGCGGCGCGGAGGCCGGGCGCUGACGCUCCACCCACACUGGCCUGGACCCAGUCUCUAAGGGCUGAAAAUAUUGCCCGGAGGCUCCCGAGCAGAAUCAGAUCGCGCUAAGUAGGGCACAACGCAGAGGCGACAAAGCUCCUCGGCCCCAGGGCCCGCGGAGCAGACUCCGGAGCACGGUCCCGCCCACGCUCGGCUCCGCAGUUAGCGUCCUCCCUCCUCCUGAGCAGGGGGCCUUCGGCGUCACUGCAGGCUUCCUAGGGGUCCCCUAAGUGCUCUGCAGACCGCGGCUGGAAGUUUCCCACUGCAGUAAACAGUAGAGGAACAGGGAGAACACACAGGGCUUGCUUUAUGCUAGAAACACAAGCAUCUUUCUUCUUUAUUAGAAAGAAACUCAUUCUGUGUUUCUGAGAAAGGAUCGUGCCAGGCACUGUUUCUGGUGUGUGUGGAGGCCAGUAUGAAGCUGAAAAAGCAGGUGACAGUGUGUGGGGCUGCCAUCUUCUGUGUGGCAGUCUUCUCGCUCUACCUCAUGCUGGACCGAGUGCAACACGAUCCCACCCGACACCAGAAUGGUGGGAACUUCCCCCGGAGCCAAAUUUCUGUGCUGCAGAACCGCAUUGAGCAGCUGGAGCAGCUUUUGGAGGAGAACCAUGAGAUUAUCAGCCAUAUCAAGGACUCCGUGCUGGAGCUGACAGCCAACGCAGAGGGCCCGCCCGCCAUGCUGCCCUACUACACGGUCAAUGGCUCCUGGGUGGUGCCACCGGAGCCCCGGCCAAGCUUCUUCUCCAUCUCCCCCCAGGACUGCCAGUUUGCUUUGGGGGGCCGGGGUCAGAAGCCAGAACUGCAGAUGCUCACUGUGUCGGAGGAGCUGCCGUUUGACAACGUGGAUGGUGGUGUGUGGAGGCAAGGCUUCGACAUCUCCUACGACCCGCACGACUGGGAUGCUGAAGACCUGCAGGUGUUUGUGGUGCCCCACUCUCACAAUGACCCAGGCUGGAUCAAGACCUUUGACAAGUACUACACAGAGCAGACCCAACACAUCCUCAAUAGCAUGGUGUCUAAGCUGCAGGAGGACCCCCGGCGGCGCUUCCUCUGGGCAGAGGUCUCCUUCUUCGCCAAGUGGUGGGACAACAUCAAUGUCCAAAAGAGAGCGGCAGUCCGAAGGCUGGUGGGAAACGGGCAGCUGGAGAUUGCGACAGGAGGCUGGGUGAUGCCAGAUGAGGCCAAUUCCCACUACUUUGCAUUGAUUGACCAGCUCAUCGAAGGACACCAGUGGCUGGAGAGAAAUCUUGGUGCAACCCCCCGCUCUGGCUGGGCAGUGGACCCCUUUGGAUACAGCUCCACCAUGCCUUACCUGCUGCGCCGUGCCAACCUCACCAGCAUGCUGAUUCAGAGAGUGCACUAUGCCAUCAAGAAGCACUUUGCUGCCACCCACAGCCUAGAGUUCAUGUGGAGGCAGACAUGGGACUCGGACUCCAGCACAGACAUCUUCUGUCACAUGAUGCCCUUCUACAGCUAUGACGUCCCCCAUACCUGUGGCCCGGAUCCCAAGAUCUGCUGCCAAUUUGAUUUCAAACGCCUGCCUGGUGGGCGCAUCAACUGCCCUUGGAAGGUGCCACCCCGGGCCAUCACAGAGGCCAACGUGGCAGAGAGGGCAGCCCUGCUUCUGGACCAAUACCGGAAGAAGUCCCGGCUGUUCCGAAGCAACGUCCUCCUGGUGCCUCUUGGAGAUGACUUCCGAUAUGACAAGCCCCAGGAGUGGGAUGCCCAGUUCUUCAACUACCAGCGGCUCUUUGACUUCUUCAACAGCAGGCCUAACCUCCAUGUGCAGGCCCAGUUUGGCACUCUUUCUGACUAUUUUGAUGCCCUGUACAAGAGGACAGGGGUGGAGCCAGGGGCCCGGCCUCCAGGGUUUCCUGUGCUGAGCGGGGAUUUCUUCUCCUAUGCGGACCGGGAGGAUCAUUACUGGACAGGCUAUUACACUUCCCGGCCCUUCUACAAGAGCUUAGACCGAGUCCUGGAAGCCCACCUGCGGGGGGCAGAGGUUCUGUACAGCCUGGCUGCAGCUCACGCUCGCCGCUCUGGUCUGGCUGGCCGGUACCCACUGUCUGAUUUCACCCUCCUGACGGAAGCUCGGCGCACACUGGGGCUCUUCCAGCAUCACGAUGCCAUCACUGGCACGGCCAAGGAGGCUGUGGUGGUGGACUAUGGGGUCAGGCUUCUGCGCUCCCUUGUCAACCUGAAGCAGGUCAUCAUUCAUGCAGCCCACUAUCUGGUGCUGGGGGACAAGGAGACCUACCACUUUGACCCUGAGGCGCCCUUCCUCCAAGUGGAUGACACUCGCUUAAGUCACGACGCCCUCCCAGAGCGCACGGUGAUCCAGCUGGAUUCGUCGCCCAGGUUUGUGGUCCUAUUCAACCCACUGGAACAGGAGCGAUUCAGCAUGGUGUCCCUGCUGGUCAACUCUCCCCGCGUGCGUGUCCUUUCGGAGGAGAGUCAGCCCCUGGCCGUGCAGAUCAGCGCACACUGGAGCUCUGCCACCGAGGCGGUCCCUGACGUCUACCAGGUGUCUGUGCCUGUCCGCCUGCCAGCCCUGGGCCUGGGCGUGCUGCAGCUACAGCUGGGCCUGGAUGGGCACCGCACGCUGCCCUCCUCUGUGCGCAUCUACCUGCACGGCCGGCAGCUGUCCAUCAGCAGGCACGAAGCGUUUCCUCUCCGUGUCAUUGACUCUGGCACCAGCGACUUCGCCCUCAGCAACCGCUACAUGCAGGUCUGGUUCUCAGGCCUUACUGGGCUCCUCAAGAGCAUCCGAAGGGUGGAUGAGGAGCACGAGCAGCAGGUGGACAUGCAGGUCCUUGUCUAUGGCACCCGUACGUCCAAAGACAAGAGUGGAGCCUACCUCUUCCUGCCCGAUGGCGAGGCCAAGCUCUACGUCCCCAAGGAGCCCCCCGUGCUGCGUGUCACUGAAGGCCCUUUCUUCUCAGAGGUGGUUGCGUACUACGAGCACAUUCACCAGGCGGUCCGGCUUUACAAUCUGCCAGGGGUGGAGGGGCUGUCUCUGGACAUAUCAUCCCUGGUGGACAUCCGGGACUACGUCAACAAGGAGCUGGCCCUGCGCAUCCAUACAGACAUCGGCAGCCAGGGUAUCUUCUUCACAGACCUCAAUGGCUUUCAGGUGCAGCCCCGACGGUAUCUGAAGAAGCUCCCCCUCCAGGCCAACUUCUACCCCAUGCCAGUCAUGGCCUAUAUCCAGGACGCACAGAAGCGCCUCACGCUGCACACUGCCCAGGCCCUGGGUGUCUCUAGCCUCAAAGAUGGCCAGCUGGAGGUGAUCUUGGACCGGCGGCUGAUGCAGGAUGACAACCGGGGCCUAGGCCAAGGGCUCAAGGACAACAAGAGAACCUGCAACCGUUUCCGCCUCCUGCUAGAGCGGCGAACCGUGGGCAGUGAGCCUGACUUUUUCUCCAAACUGGCAGCCAUGUUUAGGGGCUUGAUCUUUCACAGCAGCAGGAGCGGUAACCGAGAGGUCCAAGAUAGCCACUCUACCAGCUACCCAUCCCUCCUCAGCCACCUGACCUCCAUGUACCUGAACGCCCCGGCGCUCGCUCUGCCUGUAGCCAGGACGCAGCUCCCAGGCCCUGGUCUGCGCUCAUUUCAUCCUCUGGCUUCCUCACUGCCCUGUGACUUCCACCUGCUCAACCUACGUACCCUCCAGGCUGAGGAGGACACCCUGCCCUCGGCGGAGACCGCACUCAUCUUACACCGCAAGGGUUUUGACUGCGGCCUGGAGGCCAAGAACUUGGGCUUCAACUGCACCACAAGCCAAGGCAAGGUAGCCCUGGGCAGCCUUUUCCAUGGCCUGGAUGUGGUAUUCCUUCAGCCAACCUCCUUGACGUUACUGUACCCUCUGGCCUCCCCGUCCAACAGCACUGACGUCUAUUUGGAGCCCAUGGAGAUUGCUACCUUUUGCCUCCGCUUGGGUUAGGGCUUCUUGUGGCCUGAAGAGAAAGUUCAUUCACAGAGACUGCCUCUUAACAUGAAGAUCAUUGGACAAGCCACACGGGUAUCCCAUCCUGAUCUGCCUCCCAGAACUGUGACACAUUGGGCUCCGCCCUCAUUUUCUGUUUAUUGCUGCUGCUGUGUUUUGGGCGCAACCCACAAACCCAGUGAUGGGUAAAUAGGGCAGACGCCAGUGAGAUCAGGGAGAGAAGGCCCUUGGUCAGAGUGGGCAGUGCCAGGCUCUGCUUUGGGUUGUGAGUGGACACCCAACUGGGCACAGGCUCAGGCACCCAUCCUUUUUCCAAACAGGGAUAUAGAAGAAGUGGAAGCAGACAGAAGAGGUAAGGGAGGCUAAGUGGGUAACAGCCCAGCAUCAGGGUCACUGUGGCAACAGCAGGCUCUAGGGGAAUCCUGUGGUUACGUAGAGACUCCAUGUCCUGGUGUGAUGAGCAGGAUCAGAGUGACUCUGGGAGGACAGGGGUGGAGACCCAGAGUUAGCAGUGGGGAUGGAGCAGUAGAAGGAAUCACUAUUUCUCCUAGGAGUCCGAAGGCCUCGCUGCUUUCUGUGAUGGCUUUGCAGUAAGUGCCGCCUGGCCUGCAUGCAUUGGCUAAGAGGCUGCAGAAUGGCAGGAAGGACUCGCUAGAGAUUGUCAUGGCCAGAGAUCAUAGGUCACUUCAGGUAGCAAGACCCCUGGCAAACUGGGCACUUGGCCUAUGUACUGAUUUGUGGGAUGGUGGCACGGGUGUGGGGUCCUUCACCCUGCCUGAAUUCUCUUUGGCUUCUGUGCUCUGUAUGCUGCUGUCCCCAAGAGCUCUUUCUUAUUAUGGCAGGGAGUGGGGAUUGGUCCUACUUUCUUUCUCUGGAAAGGAAAGCCUCCAAGACCCCAUGUGCUUGGGCAGCUUGAGAAGGCGUUCAGCACCACGCCUAGCAGGCAGACCUUGAAGCCUCACCUUUAGUCUAUCCUGCAGAGGUAUUCAGUUCCUGGCACAGGGGACUAGGGGCAUGUAGAGUAUAUGAGGAGGCAGUAUGGCUGUGCAGGAGCCUUCAUUUCAGCUUCAAUUAAUAGGGAAGAAUUUAUGAUAGCUCUAUAGAUGCUGAAAAGGUAUUUCGUAAGAUUUAAAAUCCAUCCCUUAUUAAAACUCUUAGUAAAUUAAGUCUGGAAAGAAACACCCUAAUCUAGAUAAAGGUCUGUUUCAGAAACCAACAGUGAUGGCAUUCUAAAGAGUCAGACGCCACAGGCAUUCCCAUUAAAGUCAGAAACUAGCCAAGGGCAAGCUAUUAUUCAGCAGUGUCCCGGCACUACUAACCCCUCCAACAAGCCAGAUGAGGAAAAUAAGGAAGAAUUAUAAUUGUCAUUAUUUGUAGACAAUAAAACUGCCUACCUGUAAAACCUAAGAAUCAA
Pan troglodytes (chimpanzee) is the source of this 5512-nucleotide messenger RNA. RefSeq names its product mannosidase alpha class 2A member 2 (gene MAN2A2). Lineage: Eukaryota; Metazoa; Chordata; Mammalia; Primates; Hominidae. Gene Ontology annotation, molecular function: carbohydrate binding; alpha-mannosidase activity. The transcript has 26 exons. Bases 568 to 4095 code for a protein of 1175 amino acids. Gene Ontology annotation, biological process: N-glycan processing; protein deglycosylation; mannose metabolic process. Gene Ontology annotation, cellular component: Golgi membrane. The record is from RefSeq and is a predicted model, not a curated record.